Galeopterus variegatus (Sunda flying lemur) is the source of this 2361-nucleotide messenger RNA. It is a transcript of the gene NUP62, whose product is annotated as nucleoporin 62kDa. NCBI's taxonomy places the organism in Eukaryota, Metazoa, Chordata, Mammalia, Dermoptera, Cynocephalidae. The record is from RefSeq and is a predicted model, not a curated record. Gene Ontology annotation, molecular function: structural constituent of nuclear pore; phospholipid binding. Bases 171 to 1727 code for a protein of 518 amino acids. The transcript has 2 exons. Gene Ontology annotation, biological process: protein import into nucleus; RNA export from nucleus. Gene Ontology annotation, cellular component: nuclear pore central transport channel; nuclear pore.
GGGCCAGGUGUACACCCUCUUUGCACUGCACCUGCAGAUGAAGGAAGCUACCAUCUCUUGGGCCUGGAGGAAAAUCCUUGGGAAGGACUCCGAUUGGCUGACUUGGGUUGCAGACGCUGGCGGAUUUGCUUUGGGAGCUGAAGUAGCUGCUGCCACUGGAGUCUGGAGCUAUGAGUGGGUUUAAUUUUGGAGGCACGGGGGCCCCUACAGGCGGAUUCACAUUUGGCACUGCAAAGACAGCAACAACCACACCUGCGACAGGGUUUUCUUUCUCCACUUCUGGCACUGGAGGGUUUAAUUUUGGGACUCCCUCCCAACCAGCUGCAAGUACCCCCUCUACCAGCCUGUUCUCACUAACCACCCAAGCUCCAGCAACACAGACUCCAGGAUUUAAUUUUGGAACAACCACUCCUGCUUCAGGAGGAACUGGAUUUUCCUUAGGGAUCAAUGCUCCAAAGCUAAACUUGAGCAACACAGCUGCUACCUCGGCCAUAGCAAACCCCAGUGGCUUUGGACUCGGCAGCAGCACCCUCACCAAUGCCAUAUCGAGCACUGUCACCUCCAGCCAGGGGGCAGCACCCACCAGCUUUGUGUUCGGCUCCUCCACCACCUCUGCUGCUCCAUCCACCACAUCUGGAGGGUUUUCAUUCACUGGUGGAAGCACGUCCCAGACUGGGACCUCUGGUUUCACCAUUGGCUUGGUGGGGAAUUCAGCCCAGCCCACAGCACUUGCCGGAUUACCCUUCACUCCGACCACGCCAGCAGCCACUGGAGCAGGGGCCACACAGCCAGCUGCUCCUGCACCCACUUCAGCCACCACCAGUGCUGGGCCCACCCUCUUUGCCUCUAUAGCAACUGCUCCAAUCUCAUCCACUGCCUCCAGCCUCACCCUUGGUGCCCCAGCAACCACAGCUGGAGCUCCUGGGGCUGGGACACUAGGCUUCAGCUUAAAGGCCCCUGGAACAGCUUCUGGCACCUCCACAGCAACAUCCACCACCACCACCACCGCCGCCACCACUACCGGCUUUGCCUUGAACCUAAAACCACUGGUGCCAGCUGGGAUCUCCAGCAACACAGCAGCCACUGUGACUGCUCCACCUGGCCCCAGUGCAGCCACUGGGGUAGCCACCAGCCCCGCGAUGACCUAUGCACAGCUAGAGAGCUUGAUCAACAAGUGGAGCCUGGAGCUGGAAGACCAGGAGCGGCACUUUCUCCAGCAAGCCACCCAGGUCAAUGCUUGGGACCGCACACUGAUUGAGAAUGGGGAGAAAAUCACCAGCUUGCACCGUGAGGUAGAGAAGGUGAAGCUGGACCAGAAGAGGCUGGACCAAGAGCUUGACUUCAUUCUGUCCCAGCAGAAGGAGCUGGAAGACCUGCUGAGCCCACUGGAGGAGUCAGUCAAGGAGCAGAGUGGGACCAUCUACCUGCAGCAUGCUGACGAGGAGCGCGAGAAAACCUACAAGCUGGCUGAGAACAUUGACGCACAGCUGAAGCGCAUGGCCCAGGACCUCAAGGACAUCAUCGAGCACCUGAACACGUCUGGAGGCCCUGCUGACACCAGUGACCCACUGCAGCAGAUCUGCAAGAUCCUCAAUGCGCACAUGGACUCAUUGCAGUGGAUCGACCAGAACUCAGCACUGCUACAGAGGAAAGUGGAGGAGGUGACCAAGGUGUGCGAGGGGCGUCGCAAGGAGCAGGAGCGCAGCUUCCGGAUCACAUUUGACUGAAUGGCUCUUCAGGGCCCGCAGAUGUCAAGGGUGUUCAGUGGGGGGAAUGUGCCGUGUUGCCUAGUUUUUAGUUACAAUGAGAUACUUGUUAGCUUCUUUCUUUCUUUCAAAUGAUUGUGCUGUUGAGAGAAUUGUUCUGUUUGACUUUUUCCACUAGAAAAUAGCAAGUAUUCUGAGCCCUCUGGUCCAGGCAGCAACCUGUGUAGGUUGUAUUUCUGUAUGUUUCGUUUGCAUAUCUUUGGCUUCUUUUCACCUACUACAACUACCCACCUUAUCCUCACUCCAGCCAAGUGAUGGAGAAGUGCUGGUUCACGUAAGAAAAACCUAUUUCCCAGCCACGGUUGGUUGGGCAGCCACUCUGUCCAUGAAUAAUCGUAGGUGCAGUGAAAAAAUACUAAGGUUAAAAGAAUCUCCAACCUCAGAGAAGACAACAGCCUAGUUUUGGAGUAAAGAUGUGUACUCGUGAAAACUAACCACCAAGAUGAAGUGCAUUGUGAAUAAAUAGACAAUGGGAUAGAGAAUUUCAAAGGACAAUGGUCAGCUGAGGGAUCUGAACAGGUAUUGAAAAAAGAGUAAGAUUGGAACCAAGAGGUCUUCCCUUUGCCUGACUAACAUACCCACUCAUCCUCCAGGA